Molecule: messenger RNA, 2297 nt
Organism: Pistacia vera
Lineage: Eukaryota; Viridiplantae; Streptophyta; Magnoliopsida; Sapindales; Anacardiaceae
Product: protein phosphatase 2C 77-like
Exons: 4
Coding region: 727-2271 (514 amino acids)
Biological process (GO): protein dephosphorylation
Molecular function (GO): protein serine/threonine phosphatase activity; cation binding
Source: RefSeq, a predicted model, not a curated record
GUGUUUUUCUUUUUUUUUUUUUUUAAUUCGUUUCUGAAGUAGUUUGUGUUUUGAAAAUGUUUUUACAAGUCUGAAGAAAGAUAUCUCUAGAGCUUAUGAAAAUGGAAGAGUAGGUGCUAGUUGAUGACUCAGUGUCUUUUUCUUUUUUAAUUUUUUCACUUUGGUUAGUUGUGAGUAAUUGAAGAAAGAGAAAGAACCUAUAUUUCAAGAGGUUGAGAUAUGUUGCUUCAAAUCCAGGGAAUUCGAUUUGGUUAUAUUUUUCUGGGGUUUUCUAUUUUGGUUUCAACUCCUCUUUCAUGAACUUAUAUUUGUCUUUUUAUCUCCCUUGGUUCUUGGUAUGGUGAAGAUACGACAUUUAAUUUUCCUAUCCGUCUCAUCAAACGCUUGAUGGUUUAAUGGUUGAAAAAGAAGAUUUUGUCUCAUCGAUCUUUCUUUUUCUCUGUUACAUUGGAUUUAAUAUAGAAGUUUCUCUAGAGUCUAGAUGCAUCCAUUUCUAACGUGUAUUAGUUUUCUUGAUUAGUCUAUAUCUAUAUUCUUUGAUCGCCACAAAGAUUAUAUAGAAGAUCACUUGUGUUACUGUCAUUUGAAUGUCUUUUGCAAUCUGUUAAUUACGUAAGCCUACUAGUGAUCAGUUCUUUUCUGGGUUAUCGACAAAUUUUUUUUAUCGUUUCAGACCAAUUAAAUUGUGUAAAGAGGAAAAAAGAGAGCUCAAGAAUAGUAGUGAAGAUGAUUUUGGACGGUUUUGGAGGUAGAAGAGAACCAAUGAAGGAUAUAUCAACGGCGGUAGCUGUUCCAUUUAGGCUUAGUAACAUAGUCUCCAACGAGUCAGCAAUGGAAAUUUCUGGGCUAAAGUUUUUAGCAGACACUUCAAGCUUGUUAUCUUGUGGAAAUAAUGGAUAUAACAGGAGAAAUAAUCAUAGUGGAAUGUCAAAAACGUUAAAUGAAAAAGAAAGUAGUCAGAAUUCCACUGAAUCCGAUGAUCGGAAAGAUGAUUCCAUGUCUCUAGGUGGUAACCGUUUGUUUGAUGAUUCAGGUUCUCCGUCUGUAGUUAGUGAUCCAAUUAGCAUCUCUAGGGAGGAGUUUUUAGCUUUGGAUUCUAGUUCUGUGACUGACUUACCAAUAACACUAGAUAGGAGGCAAAUUGAUGACAAUAGUGAAGUUAAAGUCAAGUCUGAUGAACCAAAUGUUGAGGUCAAGGCUGAGCAAAUUUCUGUUGAUGGGAAUAACUCUGGAGAAUCGGGUCCUGAAGUGCAACAGGAAAAGAAAAUAUGCAGAGCAGGAAGCCAGGGAGUAUCAUUUCAACUGGAGAACGUAUCCCGUUGGGGGUAUACAUCUAUCUGUGGUAAAAGACCAGAAAUGGAAGAUUCUGUAGCAGUUGUACCAGGAUUUUUACAAAUUCCAACUCAAAUGCUUAUGAAUGAUGGCACGAAUCCGAUUCUUCCAGGUCAUUUAACAGGCCAUUUCUUUGGCGUCUAUGAUGGGCAUGGAGGGUUUCAGGUUGCUAAUUACUGCCGCGAACGCAUCCAUAUGGCGUUGGCGGAGGAGAUAGAAACUGAAAAGGCAAGAUUGAGUGAAGGAACUUUUGGGGGCAACUAUGAGGAGCUUUGGAAGAAAGCCUUCACUAAUUGUUUUUUGAAAGUUGAUGCUGAGAUUGCAGGAGCUAAUGCAUCGAAGGGUUGUGCAGAACCAGUUGCCCCUGAAACUGUUGGUUCUACUGCUGUGGUUGCCAUAAUAUCACCAACCCACGUAAUAGUGGCAAAUUGUGGUGAUUCAAGAGCAGUUCUUUGUCGUGGAAAAGUGCCCAUGCCGUUGUCAGUAGACCACAAACCAGAUAGAGAGGAUGAAUUGGCAAGAAUAGAAGCUGCAGGAGGCAAGGUCAUACAGUGGAAUGGGUCGCGUGUUUUUGGUGUUCUUGCUAUGUCAAGGUCCAUAGGUGAUAGAUACUUGAAACCAUGGAUAAUUCCAGACCCAGAUGAUGUGAUGCUUGUUCCUCGAGCAAAAGAAGAUGAUUGCCUUAUUUUAGCUAGCGAUGGCUUAUGGGAUGUGAUGACAAAUGAGGAAGCCUGUGAUGUUGCCCGAAGGCGAAUCCUUCUUUGGCACAAAAAGCACAGUGAUGGCUUGUCUGCAGAAUGUGGCGAAGGAGUCGAUCCUGCAGCUCAAGCUGCAGCAGAUUAUCUCGCAAGGCUUGCCAUCCACAAGGGAAGCAAAGACAACAUCACUGUAAUUGUAGUGGACUUGAAAGCUCAAAGGAAGUUCAAGAGAAAAACCUAGGGAUAAUCAUAAUAGUUGUUCCCUUU